AUGCAGCAGCACAAUUUUCCUACAGAAAUAAUAGAGGAGCAGAAUGCUAAGACAAACAUCCUGUAUGACCUUCUGGACUCUUCGCUGCACAGAAUACUUCUGAUCAUAUUCACUUUCAUCGGGUUUGUCACGCUGUUCGUGCUGGCUAAUAUUCUUAUUUGUAUACUGGUUAUCUACAUAAAAGGAUAA
This is a messenger RNA of Nematocida minor, 189 nucleotides long. RefSeq lists its product as uncharacterized. The record is from RefSeq and is a predicted model, not a curated record. The transcript has a single exon. The coding region runs from base 1 to 189 and encodes 62 amino acids. Lineage: Eukaryota; Fungi; Microsporidia.